CAGUCAUGCUAGCAAGUCUGUCCUAGGUGAAACGUCGAAAUCCCGCUAUUCCACUAUCUAUCGAAUCUGGCUGCACUUGCCUUUCGGACCCAUCUGAACUUUCACUGUUGUAACGACUGCCGAGGGAGCCGAAACGAAUUCUGCUCUUUCUUCGUCAAUAAAAAUCCAGACCCUUGGUCACUACCGUACUUCUUUACAAUUUGUCUGUUAUUGACAUUGCGAAAAACUAUUUGGAAGGAUGUAUACCAUUUCCAAAGGACCUAGUCAAAUUGUGGCCAAAACACGGCGAGGACUGGCACAAAAACUGGAAAGUCUGGACACAAUUCGCGACAUGACGAGAAAGAAUUCAGAUUCGGAUGAAGUGGAAUCCCUCGGCUCCAUGAGCCCACCGAGACCUGUAUUCCAAGCAGUGUGCACGACGAACAAACGCCACCACAGUUCCAAUCACCGACAUCAACACCAUCACCAGCAGCCCGAAAUCCUUACUAGGAGUCAGCAAGAAUUAAUCAAAUACGUUUACGAAAGAUGGCAGCGGGUGAACCGAGAAUUGAAAACAUUGCCAGCUGCCGAGGGUACCUCAGUGACUUAUUAUCAGGAUGCCAGUCCUAAUCCAGCCCUUCAAGAUUUUGAACCUUUUGACCUCGAGGGUUGGUGGGGCCGUCGUCUGUACCACACGCUGACUCAAUCGAUUUGAAAGCCAACGGGUCGUCAGGAGGUCUCUCAAAAAGUUCAGAUGGCCUGUGAAAAGAGAAAUUCACUCUUUACCUCGAAGCAAAAAGCAACAAAAAAGGAAAAUAUAACGAGAAAAGCCUCUUAGAAAUCCUGCCAGGGACACCUGGACGAAGCCGUAGAAAUUGAUGAUUCCUUUCGUGAAUUGAUUAUUAAAUGCCCCACAAUAAGAGAAGAAAAAAGGCUAGUGGGAACAGCAAAGAAAAAACAAAAUUCAGGUGAAUCGGAAUCAGUAGCUGCCAUAUUUCGUUUAUUUAGUCGCCAAGUCUGGUAGAAGCCCUCCCUGUCUUUCCCCUCUUCUCGAAAAUUCGAUCCACUUAAAAACUGCUCACGUUACUGGUUUCCCCGAGUUAGUUUUGAAAUAAAUUUGAAGCGAGGGAGGGUGGAAUAGGGUAGGCCCCAUUAUUAUUUUUUUUCCUUUUUGUUCCAAAGUUCAUUUUCUACCCCAGUUUUUUUUCCGUUGGUUGUUGGUCGGAACUCAUUAGAAGCAUGUGAUACUGGUUGGGGGAGAGUGGAAGAGACAGAAUAUUGUGUAGUUGAAAAAAAGAAGUAAAUGUGUAGUUGAAAAAAGAGGUGGGUUGUAAAAUUUAAAGUCAAACGCACACCGGCCACAUCUUGUGUGCCCUGCUUUCUUGGCCCUGGUCCUUUGUCUUCUAGAUAUCAGGUUUCGUUUUGUAGGAACCAAAAAAGGACCACAUGUUUCAACCAGCGGCCAUUUUGACUUACCCUUUCUACCAAUUAUUUGUUUUGUUUUGAUUUUAUUUUAAAUUCAUGAUUUUUGUUUCUGAAUGAAUGUCUGAAAGCCUGUUGGUCUGAUGAAUAGUCGAUAAGAAAAAUUGUAGUUAAUGGUGAUGAAAUGUUAAGGGAAAACAUGUGA
Daphnia carinata is the source of this 1606-nucleotide messenger RNA. Its product is annotated as MAPK regulated corepressor interacting protein 2-like. NCBI's taxonomy places the organism in Eukaryota, Metazoa, Arthropoda, Branchiopoda, Diplostraca, Daphniidae. The record is from RefSeq and is a predicted model, not a curated record. The transcript has 6 exons. The coding region runs from base 239 to 694 and encodes 151 amino acids.